This is a messenger RNA of Dioscorea cayenensis subsp. rotundata (Guinea yam), 2034 nucleotides long. RefSeq lists its product as uncharacterized. The coding region runs from base 1 to 2034 and encodes 677 amino acids. Lineage: Eukaryota; Viridiplantae; Streptophyta; Magnoliopsida; Dioscoreales; Dioscoreaceae. The record is from RefSeq and is a predicted model, not a curated record. The transcript has a single exon.
AUGGAUAAGAGUUGGAUGAGUAAGUCAAGAUUAAGUCAAGAAUAUUUAGAUGGAGUGGAAGGAUUUCUUAAUUUCGCAUUUAAUAACGCAAGUGAAGACAAUAUGAUUCUCUGUCCUUGUGUAAAAUGUGCGAAUGUUAAAUGGAAAACUCGUGAAGUAGUUCUUGAGCAUUUAAUAUGUGACGGAAUUCUUCAAGGGUACGAUUAUUGGUUCUUUCAUGGAGAAUGUGUUCCUUCUUCCUCUAAUUCGGUUGGUGCAUUUACAACUUCUUCAAGCUCUACAUAUCUUAAUCAAGGUGUUAAUAGUACGCCAAAUGCCAUGGGGGAGUUGUUAUGUGACGCUUUCAACAUGCAUGAAGUUGUUCAUGAUGAUGUUCAGUGUAAUACAUCCGAAUUCAAUAAUUUGCAUGAUGAAGGUGAAACCCACGACGGGGUAAGUUAUGAACAGCCUCCUCUAGACGCAGCUAAAUUUUACAAGCUACUAGAAGAUAUGAAUGAAAAACUUUAUGAUGGAUCCAAGCAUUCGAGGUUAUAUUUUUGUAUUCGUUUGUUCCAUCUAAAAUGUAUGUGUGGGAUGACUGGGAAAGGGCUUGAUUACUUGAUCGAAUUUUUGAAAGAAUUUUUUCCAGCAGCUACUAUUCCUACAAAUAGUCAUGAGUCUAAGAAAGUCAUUAAAGAUUUAGGCCUUGGGUAUGAAAAAAUUCAUGCUUGCCCUAAUGAUUGCAUGCUCUAUUGUGCUGAUAGAGAAGCCCAAGAAGCAUGUCAUGUGUGUGGUAGUUCUCGUUGGUUGUCAACUGAUUCCAGUCAAUCUAUCGAUGAUGAUAUUGAGGUUGUUCGUAAGAGGCCAGCAAAAGUUUUACGAUAUUUCCCCCUCAUUCCAAGGUUGCAGAGGAUAUUCAUGUCGUCAAGGACUGCUAAUGAUAUGACUUGGCAUGCUGAUGGUCGUAGAAAUGAUGGUCGUUUGAGACACCCUGCUGAUGCUGAGGCAUGGAAAGCGUUUGAUGCAAGAUUCCCAGAUUUCGCAUCUGAUCCGCGCAAUAUUAGGCUGGGCUUAUCAUCUGAUGGGUUUAACCCAUUCAAAGUACUAAGUACUUCUUACAGUACUUGGCCGGUGGUGUUGAUUCCUUACAAUUCGCCACCGGGGGUUGGGAUGAAACAAUCUUCCUUUCUACUAUCUAUGAUUAUACCAGGAGAUAAAGGUCCGGGAAAUGACAUCGAUAUCUACUUACAACCUCUGAUGAAAGAGUUGAAACAAUUAUGGGUUGGUGUUCAGACAUAUGAUGCAUCAAUAAGAAAGAAUUUUCAGUUACGGGCUGCUUUAUUGUGGACUAUCAAUGAUUUCCCUGCUUAUGCAAAUUUAUCCGGAUGGAGCACUAAAGGGAAAUUUGCUUGCCCUUGUUGUGCUGCUCAAACUUCUUCAAGAUGGCUAUCUAAUGGGCAAAAGUUCUGCUACAUGGGACAUCGACGGUGGUUAGAUCAUGAACAUCCAUAUAGGUUCCAAAAACACCUAUUUGAUGGUACUGUGGAGCUACGUGGAGCUCCUUCAUCUACUACUGGAUCUGAAAUCUUAUCAAUGUUAAAUGAUGCACACUACACUUAUGGAAAAAGAAUGAAACAAAGCUUAAAAAAAUCAAAGAGUGAUAGUGACUCAAGGAAAAGACAUAGGCAAGUGUCCAAUGUUGAAGUCGAUAGCGACAUGGAAGAGAUAGAGGAGGAAUCACAUGAAGCAGAAUUGUGGAAGAAGAGAAGCAUAUUUUUUGACUUACCUUAUUGGGAGCAUAACCUACUUAGACAUAACCUUGAUGUGAUGCACAUCGAGAAGAAUGUUUCCGAAAAUAUUAUUGCAACACUCCUCAAUGUUGAAGGGAAGUCAAAGGAUAACUUAAAGUCCGGACUAGAUUUGGUAGAUAUGGGAAUUCGUCGUGAGCUUCAUCCUGAGUAUCUUCCCAAUGGAAGGACAAGAUUGCCACCUGCUUCAUUUUUCAAUGACAACAAAAGAGAAGGAUAUGUUUUGCCAAUUCUUGAAAAACAUUAA